AAGUUUAAUAGUACAUUCGAACGAUUUGUUAUGCAUUUUAUAAAUAGUAAAAUUACCUAAAUUGCUACAAAGGAAACGUUGAUUAAAUACAUUGCAUUUUCUCUGUCACGUCAUAUUAUGUCCUGUUUCAAACUCCCUUUCUUCAUUUGUCGUCUUCUAGAUAAACAUGUGGCCCGAUUUUGGUGGGGAGUUGAAGAGGGUCGCCCUCGGGUUCAAUGGAUUUCCUGGUGGAACUUAUGCACAAGCAAACAUGAAUGGGGGGGGGGGGGGGAUGGGAUUUCGGCGGUUCGAGCAUUUUAAUCAAGCCCUCCUGACUAUGAUUGGAUGGAGGAUUCUUAACGAACCAGAGUCCCUCCUAUCCCUGAUUUAUAAAGGGAAAUACUUUCUGACAGGCACUUUCCAAACAGCGACCGCGAGAUCUGGCUCAUCUCAGGGAUGAUAGAGUAUUCUCCAUGACCGUCUCCUUCUUCAACGAGGAAUGUGAUGACAUAUUGGAAAUGACCUUCAGGCGUCUAUCCAGCAUUCCAACUGGGCCCCGUGUUCACAUCCUUACCCUCGGCAUUGUAAUCCUCUUUUCAUCCCGGAAAGGAGUGAUCCAAAGGUGGCCGAGCUUAUUGAUCCUUGGGGGGAAGGCUGGAGCUUCAGUCUCUUUUGCAGAUGUUUCCACUGGACGUAGUUCGUGGUAUCACAACAAUUCCCUUACCUCGUGGAGGAGUAGAGGAUAAGUUGAUUUGGCAUGACACAUGGAUGGGGGUGUUCACUGUUAAAUCUGCUUAUCACCUUGCGAUUUUGGCGGAUAGACAUGUAAAUGAGUGGCGAUCCACGGUCAGCUGGAUGGUUAGAACGAGUUGGAUGCGGAUAUGGGCGUUAAAGAUUCCGGCUAAGUAAAAACUGUUCUUGUGGCAAAUUUGCACAUGUAUCUUGCCUACUACUAAAGCUCGGAUUGAGAAACAGAUCCAGAUUUUACCUCGAUGCUCGGUGUGUUGGGCGGAAUCUGAAACAAUAGAACACCUCUUCAUGGAGUGUCCAAUCGCUACAGCCCUCUGGACUCACUCAGGAUUAGAGCAUCUAGGGCAGGGUUUGCCACGUCAGACUUUUCCAUUUUUCCUUAAGAAAUGUUUGCUUCGGAUGACCCAGUUGGAUCAGAUUAUGGCUCUGGUGGUGCUUCUAUGGCGUAUUUGGAAAUCUAGGAACUGGGCUGCCUUCGAAGGUAAGCAGUUCUUGAUUCCUCAACUGAUGCGUCAGUACCAUCAGCAACUCCAUAAAUGGGUGUCCAUACCGGAUGAUAGGUUGGUUCAGGAUCAGGUGCCUUUGCAACGUAAUCUGGGGGAGGUAGGCCCUUCUAUCGUCUGCAUAUGGGAUGGUGCGGUAUGUGUUGGUUCGCAUUCAGCAGGUGGGCUGAUUUUGAAGGAUGAUGGAGGGUCUGUGGUCUUAGCAAGAGACAUGGUUUUCAAGAAUAUUGUUGAGCCUCUUUUGGUAGAGACUAUUGUCCUCCGUGAAGCGACUCAGUGGUGUCAGGAUCUCGGUAUUGCUCAAGUUCUGUUUGAGCGAGAUGCGAAGGUGCUGAUUGAUAAAAUUAAUGCCGCAUAUGCACAAGAUAGCCGUGUUGGUUGAAUUAUUCACGAGAUUCUGCAUAUGAUGGCUCUGAAUAGUUGUUUUCAGGUUUGAUUUUUUGGUCGGAUUAGCAAUAGGGUAGCCCAUUCAGUGAUUAGAAAGUCCCUUUCUUUGCCUCCAGCUUCUUGUCGAUUGUAUGAUUUUUGUUCCUGGGUUGGUUCCAAGGUGUAAUCCUUGAUAUUUUCUAUCAAUCAAUAUGAUUAUCUUUUGUUAAAAAAAAACUAAAAUUACCUAAAUUCGUUUGUGUUUUAAAUUUUAUUGUAACAUCCCGUUUCGGCUGAAAUCGUAUUACUGUCGCUAGAAAAUUUCACGAAUUAAAAUCGACCAUUUUGACAGUAUUUCGACAAAAAUCGGAUUAUCGAUCGAUCGGAUAAGUAUACGUAUUAAUUAUAAUAUAUAUAUAACCACAUACCUUGAGUAUGAAAACGCUAUCUAGACCUCGAAUUAGCAGGAUUUUUGGGCAUGAUACUAUACCCUAACCCUUAAUGAGUGAACCCUAGGUCCUAAUUAUUUAAAUCAUAAACUAUAAACCCUAAGUGGUGCAUUAAUUUUUUUGCCUAUAUUUGGAAGAAUCAUAAUCGUCGAUUAUUGUUUCUAAUUAAAUUGAUCUUAGGAUAUAAGAUUUAGAGAAUUAAGACCUAGAUUUUGAUCUUUAAGGGUUAGAGUAUAGUAUCAUGUCCGAAAGAUCAGUCAAUUUAAGUCUGGAUAGCGUUUUCUUACUCAAGGUAUGCAGUACCCCGGAUUUCACUCUGGGUACCGUAGAACUCCCCAUAUAUAUAUUAUAAUUAAUAUAAAAAAAUCAAUUAGCGGUCAGGGCCACAUAUAUAUAUAAUUCCCCUCCCUACCAUUCUUUCCCAUCCAUCCCAUUUCUAUUCUUUCUUUGCCUUUUUGGGAUCGACAGAAGCAGAACCAGAACGCGCACAGGGUUUGAUGUGUUUUUAUCGAGAAUUUGAUACAGAGCCUAGAACUAACAUUGACGGGGAUACUGCAGGGGAUAUUAGUAAGGUCUCGGAUUUUGAUUCUGGGUUCGUUCGUGAAGUUGACGUUUUAGUACGGGAAGCUAAAACCGGUGUUUGAACGACCAGAACUAGUGAGGGAUUAGCACGACAUACCGGGUUUGUCGUAUCACGAUAAUUAUAUUGAUGCUUAGAAUUGACCUAGGUGAACUAGAAUGGCAUGAUUAGGGGUUUAUGAACUUUUGUGUUGUAUGAUGAACCCUGGACUGUUGUAUGGUAUUAUUGACUUGCCUUAAUCGAUAUGGACCUUGUUUAUGUUGAUGAUUGCAUACAUGUUGCCAGAUGUGGGUUUAAUUGUGGAUAUGUCUUAUGAUAGUUUGAGAAGGUGAUUGGGUAUGAUUUUUCAUGAUUAUUGUAUUUGGAUGCACAAGUGGGAAACUAUAUAUCUCAUGGUGAUAUUAUGAUGUUUAAGGAGGAUGACUUGCACGAGGGUUUAUCCCGAGGAAGUGCAAUUAUACGACUCCUGGUUAUGUUGAGCCAAUUGUGGCCAGGUCAAGAACAUGUCCAAGUAAUGAAUUAUGAUUAAGCAAGAUGAGAUAUGGAUCAUGUAAAAGGAUACCAAAUAAGAGUACUUUGGUCUCAUGGUCAAUUACAUAGUAAUUAAGGCUCCCCAUGCUAUUACUCCGUUAUGAUAUGUUAUGUCACACCCCUGAUGUGGUGUUGACCGUUGAUUCAUCAUGAGAUAUGACCACACCAGAGUGGUGUUGAGUCCGAUAUGACCACACCCAGAGUGGUGUCAGGUCCGAUAUGACUACACCGACAGUGGUGGGUCCGAUAUGACCACAUCCACGAGAUGUUUGGUCCGUAUUCCCGGGAGAGUAAUUAGCAUGGGAGUAGCCAGGCGCCUAUGAUUAAAACAUGAUAAGAUGCAUAUGCAUAAGCCAAGGUGGUUGAGUCUUUUGCCCAUUGGGAUAUGAGGAUGGCUAAGGUCCGAUCCUAGUGUUUUGGCUUGAUUGUUAGAUGUAUGAUAGGGGUAUGCUCUGUUAUGAACUCACGAUGCUAUGAUUAUCUCACUCAACUAUGAGCUGACCCUCUUUUAUUCUUCUUCUCUGCUUAUGCUAUGUGUAAGCAGAUCAUCAGCAGCAGCAGUAGAUAAGUGUUAGGUGGGAGAGGAGCUAGAGUUGAAGGCAAGAUGAGGUAUGGUCUUCAACUAUUCUGUGCUUGGACGACUACUUGGGAUUUUGGCCAGUGAUCCACACCUUUUUGUAAAAAUGUUUUAAGAACAUUUUUCAUGUGCAUACUAGCUUUUGAUGUAGUGUGAGAUAUCCACAAGUGUGGAAAGUUGAUGAUAUGUGUAUAUUUUUGUAAUUGUGUAAGUUGUGACGAUUAUGGCUUGUAUCAGUAUGGUAUGCAGUUGUGUAGUAUGAAACUGUGAAUAUGGCUAUGAAAGCCCAUGUAUAUGGUUGUGAGUAUAUAUGUUUGUCAUUGAAUGCAUGGAUUAAGAUGAAUUAUUUUGCAGGAUUAGAUGCAAGAACUGUUAGCCCAUUACCGUAGUAAUUCAUGUCUAAAUUUUAUUUGGGUAAAUUUCGGUAAUUAAUGUAACACCCGGGAUUAUUUCCGCUGCAAAUGCAUGAACAAUAUGAUUAGGUAAUACGUACAGGGUAGGGUGUUACAUUUAUUUAUAGAAGGAAAAUAAGUACACUUAUCUCCUUUCCACCAUAAACCCAAGUUUUCCUCAACAGGCACCUCAUGAGUACCACACACCCAUGAUCUUGCUCGUUCACAACAUCUUCUAGUUUUUCUAGCUAUCAAUCAUCAAAUCUUCGUUUCCUACUUUCCUUCCUUCAAAAAGCCUAUCAUUCCAUAAAUUACGAAAUUCUUACAUUGAAAAAUCAUGUACUUGUUCAAACAAUCUUGGCUACAUCAAUAAUCUCAUCGAAAUAUAUCUCUUCCAAUGUAUUUUUAAGCUCUUAAUCUUAUUGAGUUCAUGGUGACUGUAAAAGAGCCUCUUAAUCUGAUUGAGUUCAUGGUGACUGUAAAAGAGCAGGGAUUCUAUAAAGAUUUAGUCGAUCGUUGGUGAUUAGCAUAUCCUCCGCUUGCUUAUCUUAACCCUCCAAAGAGCUUGUGAUGCAAUCAAUUAGUUUAUGUCUUUACUCUCAACCACCAUAUGUAUGCUGAUUCGGGUUCAAUUACACAUGUUUUCACCCUAUAUUCUUGUGACGUUUGAGGCAUUUACAUCGCCUGGGGUUUGAUUUUACGCUAGGUUUGUGCAUGUUUUAGCACGUUUCAGGUUCUAGCAGGUGAAAUUGACCUAAGGAGCGAAAGUCGAACGAAAGAGGGCGAAAGCAUAUCGAAAUGGACAAAAGGCAAAGAUUGCGACCUGGGGGAGAUUAUGACGGGCGAGAUAUCGUGAAGAUUCAGCCUUGACCGUGAAGUUCGAUGAUUUUCGGGAGCAUUUGCAUGCCUCGUGGACAAGUCAGUUGUCAUAGUCAGUCAACCAUGACAAUUCCACCCGGGCCAUGAAGAUGCUAAAUGGAAUGGUGAGUUUUUGCCCUAGAUCACGAGCAGGUGACUCGCACGAAACUACACCACAAAUUAAUCCCGACUAGAGCCCAAGUUUUUAAACUCUAGCGGGGUGCAGUAUAGAGCAAGUAUUUAAAUCGUCAACCCGGGCCGGUCCAUGUACCCCUACUUCAAUCGCUUAAGUUGUUAUCUAGCAAAACGGUUUGGGUUUAGGUUUAUUGGAACUACAAACUAACCAAGCAAAUAAAAGUAAAUAAAGGAAAUGUCUAACUAAGGGAGCUUCACCCAGGAUUUGCUUCCCCCUAACUAGAUACCAAGACUCGUUGGAUUGGAACAAUUGCUAUGGGCAGGGUAAUUAUGAACCGCAGAGGGAUGCAUAUAUGGUCGGAGACCACAAUCUCAAUUUCUAAACCGACGUGAACAAUAUUGGUCGUGUCACUCGACCCUCUCGGUUUAGGCAAUCCGUAGUUGACUUACUCCCUCACUCAACUCAAAGGUUGGGUGGCUUAAUCACGAUUGACCGAUUUGCUUAAUUCAACAAUGAGGGUUGCCCUAAAUUAUCCUAUAGGUGGCUUAGAAAGCGGAAGGAAAACCAACUCGAUUGAGUUUCCCUUGGAAGGGGGGUUUUAUUCUCUAAGCUAGGUUAAGGUGGCUAAUUAGAUUGCUAGCAUCAACAUGCACAAACCUAAGGGUGCUAAGCACAAUCAUUCAAUCUAAACAAGUAUUACAAAGUAUUAGUUAGGGAUCUACAACACCCAAUAGAAAAGAGUGAGUUUCUAGAGAGAGAGAGAGGGAUUACAAAUUUGAGCUCAAGAUCUUCUUCUUCUAGGCUUGAAUCUUCCACCGAAGCCUCCAAUGAUGCUCCAAGAUCACUCUAGCACUCUCUAUCUCUCACUAGAACUCCCUUUUGGUGUUUAGGUUGAAACCCUAGAGAAAGAAAGUGUUUCUUCUCCAAAAAGCAGCUCCCCUUUCUCUCUCCACGCUGAUGUCUUCACAUUUUCCCGAAAGUGACCAGUUCAAGGACGCGUAGGCCAGUUCACGACCGUGACUACCAAAAACGCAUCUGUGCACUCAGUGUCGUCCAAAAUGCGCCGCUUCACUCUUCUAGGUUCACAGUCAAUGGCCCCAGUUCACGGUCUUAGAGACCGUGAACUUCCUUAUCAUCAAUAACUUUUGGAACCUCGCUGGACUACUCUAUGUUCACGGUUUGUUGUCCAUGUUCACGGUCUAAGGAGACCGUGAACUGCCUUGUCCAGCCGUGAACUGCGGCUAUUUCCUGGACGCCUUCACUUCACUACUACGAGGCAAUUGUCACUUCGUACUUUUCUUCGGUUUUUCGCUUUUUGACCUCCAAUUAUCCCAAAAUCUGACAUCGACUCUUCCACACAUGCUGGAACCUGAAAUGUAUCAAAACAAACACAACCUAGCGUGAAAUAUUUCGAGGAAUGAUGAAAUACUAAGCUAAACGAAUAAGAAAUGAUGGUUAAAAUGUGUACAUUUGGGCCUGAAUCAAACCCCCACACUUUGAUGUUUGCUUGUCCCCAAGCAAACCAAGUACAAAACAAGGUAAGCUUACAACUUCUUUUUCUACACUAUUUUUGGGGAAAGUCAUAGGGCUCAAGACAAAUGAAUUACAAUGGUUAUU
Molecule: messenger RNA, 6738 nt
Organism: Linum trigynum
Lineage: Eukaryota; Viridiplantae; Streptophyta; Magnoliopsida; Malpighiales; Linaceae
Source: the annotation of a GenBank genome assembly